This is a messenger RNA of Phytophthora sojae, 696 nucleotides long. RefSeq lists its product as hypothetical. NCBI's taxonomy places the organism in Eukaryota, Oomycota, Peronosporomycetes, Peronosporales, Peronosporaceae. The transcript has a single exon. Bases 1 to 696 code for a protein of 231 amino acids. The record is from RefSeq and is a predicted model, not a curated record.
AUGGCGCGCCGCUUGUGGUUCAAGCUUCAGGAGAUCUCGAUCGAGUUUGCUUCUCUGACCGACGGCGUUGGCCGUAUUCGGGAUCUUCGAGAGAAAAUCGUCGUCCGCUAUUUGAACCGCGACGUUCAAGAUCAAGUGGAGUUUUAUGCGUCUCCAACAGAGCAACAAGUCAAUCGACCUCUCGACCUCGACACUAAAGUGGACGGUCUUGGAGUGGAGUUGGAGCUCCCGAUUCUGGUGGAUGCGCCUCUGGUGUUUCCUCCAAUUCGCAUCGUGCCGCAUGGUCUGGUGCUCGGAGCGCCGCGCCUGGAACGCGCUCAACUGCUGGACAAAGUGCACGCGAGUCUGAUAGACGACCGACAGCGAUUCGUGCUCCUGGUAGCGCCUGAGGAGUCCGGUAAAUCGUCGAUACUCAUGCUGUUCGCUCACCAAUACGCUGAGCUUUAUUGCAUCGAAGUUCCGUUCAUGAUCGAGAGAGGGUCACCUUUUAACGUCUUCCGGAAACGAUGUGGGCUGGAUAUCUGUAUGAAGGAGUCUUCUCUUUCCAAAAUCCAACAGCACGUGAUCAUGAUCGACGACGCUCAAGACAAAUACGAGGACAAGGCAUUCUGGAAGGCCCUGGUAACGGAGUCCCCGUCGUGGUUGCCCAGUAAUAUCCGCUUUAUCAUUGCUGCAGCCCACGCUCUCGAAGGCUGA